Molecule: messenger RNA, 2005 nt
Organism: Tuber aestivum (summer truffle)
Lineage: Eukaryota; Fungi; Ascomycota; Pezizomycetes; Pezizales; Tuberaceae
Source: the annotation of a GenBank genome assembly
AACCCACACCCUCCUUUGUCAUCGCUCGUAUGACUCUCACCACCAUAGCUCUCCCUAACUGAUAUCCGGCCUCAUACCGUCCCGAUACCCUCAUCAUGGCUCCUUCCCUUUACCCGAGACCCGUUCCUAAUACCCGCGUGGCCAGGGACUCACCGAAUUACAAAGAGUUAGACUAAUGCUCCCCACUUUUUCUAAAUUGCGCUAUCUGAGCCCAUGACUAACCUUCGUCUAUUAGCUUUCUGUUUGGCGGAACCGUCACAUUGUGCGUGGGGCCAUAUGGGAAAAGAAUGGAGAUUCAUAAAAAACUCCUCGCAAGCGUAUCCCGAGAGCUCAACAAACACGUCAACAACAACAUGAGAGAGGGUAUCGAGGGCAUAAUCUGUUUACCGGACGAGGAAGAAGAGACGAUAGCACAUUUUACCGAAUGGGCAUACACCGGAGAAUAUACUCUCUCCCCCCCUCCCGCCAACACGAACAGCUACACGGGGCCGAGACAGCAUCCAUGGUCGAAUCUUCACAAACACCUUCAGAUCUACGUAUUCUCGGAUAAAUUCAACAUACCCGUCCUAAUGCGACUCGCAGAAUCGAAAUUUCACAGCGAGAUCAAACCCCUCCGCCCAAAUGGAAAUGAAGACGUGGUCGGCCUUGUCAAGCUGAUAGACUACGCAUAUAACAACCUUCCCAGCCCAGAUCCGAUCCUAAAAUUUCUAACGCAAUACGCUUCUUGGAAGUUGGAGUUGCUACGCCCGUCGCAGGUGUUCCAUAGAUUGAUGUUGCAGCGGCCGGAGUUCUUGAAGGAUUUGCUCAUGAAUUUGAAGGGGCCGAGCACUAAGCCUAAGGCCGCGGCAAGGCAAACCCACCAGACAGACUACAGGUCAGAGACCGUAGUGACUGAAUCUUCCGUGAUAACUCUUUUCUAGCUUGGUGGCAAAGGACGGAACUGUUGCUGCUAGUUCCCAAUUUUCAUCUCCUUUGUUCAAAUGAAUACAUUUAAUACUCUCUCUUUCUCUCUCAAUAACUUUCCGUAACUUGAACAAGAACACAAAAUCUAUCAAGCUUAACAUCAUCUGGGGCAGUAGGGCCCAAGAUACGGUGCCCGAACAUCUGCUUUGCAGCAAGAGCCCUUCACCUAUAACCCACACCAGCACGUUCUCUUGCCAAACCGCACACUUACUCUGUCUUCAUACAUUAUCACUCGUUUCUCGGACUCUGAAAUUUGUUGAAAAUAAGAGAAUGUUUGUGUGUGGGAGCUACAAGCACACAGGGGUUUACAUAAGUGCUUACUAAUUUCUCAUGUCUUGGUUCUGUGUUGCUACCUCAUCUUUGCUUUCUUUUCCUCCGUUUUGUUUUUUUUUCUCAUCCGGAACAACCAACAUGAUUAAUUCUCUUUGGCUUCUUUCUUGCCGUUUCGCUCCACUCUGCAUAACCAUUACACCUCCUUCUUUUCUUUCUCUUGACUCCACUCCCUGUACACAAGACCAAUACCAUUCUCUCCUUCGGUAUUCACUCGCUCUCGUUUCGUAAAACCUCCACAAAAUCGACUGCAACCUUCCAACAAAAUAAAACAGCCUCCAAUGCCCCUCCAAUGCCGUAGACUACCAUACCGAGUAUACAUGAAGGUGACCGAAUAAUAUGACAUAAAACUCCCCUGCCCCCCUCUCAAAUCUUGAUAACUGCCCCUCUUCUCCGCAAUUUCAUUUUAAGACCCACCCCUCCCCCCUGCCCCCGAAAAAAUCACCGCACAAAAAGCCACUAAUAUUCGGUUGCACAGUUUCUCCCCCUACACGACCCCUAAGCUUGUCUACUACCAGACCAUCGUCCAAAGAUUUCUGCGAUCCCAAGGACUCGUUUGAAUAUAUUAUCUGCCAAAGAGUCAAGGCAAAAAAAGGAUUAAGCACUAAACCUAUGGCUAUGGAAUCCCAAAUCACCCGAUACACGGCAGAGUGAACAAGCUAUCCCGUGUAGACUAAGGCGCAAGAUUACAAAAUCUAUCAGGUUUGACAUC